AUGUUCCUUACAUUGGUGAUCAGUGGGAAGAAUGUUCCUUACAUUGGUGAUCAGUGGGAAGAAUGUUCCUUACAUUGGUGGUCAAUGGGAAGAAUGUUCCUUACAUUGGUGAUCAGUGGGAAGAAUGUUCCUUACAUUGAGGAUCAGUGGGAAGAAUGUUCCUUACAUUGAGGGUCAGUGGGAAGAAUUCCCCUUACAUUGGUGAUUAGUGGGAAGUAUGCCCCUUACAUUGGUGGUCAAUGGGAAGAAUGCUCCUUACAGGUGUCUGGAACGCUCAUUGGUGUCAGUGGUAUU
Staurois parvus is the source of this 294-nucleotide messenger RNA. NCBI's taxonomy places the organism in Eukaryota, Metazoa, Chordata, Amphibia, Anura, Ranidae. The record is from the annotation of a GenBank genome assembly.